Molecule: messenger RNA, 1839 nt
Organism: Suillus fuscotomentosus
Lineage: Eukaryota; Fungi; Basidiomycota; Agaricomycetes; Boletales; Suillaceae
Exons: 2
Coding region: 409-1581 (390 amino acids)
Molecular function (GO): protein binding
Source: RefSeq, a predicted model, not a curated record
UGGUCGGUAGGAAUGUGGGGAGGAGACUCAGAGCCUGAUUUUGUGAGUACCUUCGCACGUAUCAAACUAAAAACACAAUACUACUGAAUAAGGUCACAGCUCCACAAAGCUAAAACAAAACAAAAUUCCCGGAUGACCUAGUAGUGCCGACUAAGUAUGUUGAAGUCACCAUUCCACAAAUUCUACAGGCGAGCGCACUGACCCUCUUUGCAACAAUGCAAAGUCUCUAGGUGUGGAUGGUCGGUGUUUCACACAAGACCCGCUACGAAAAACUACAAUAGCAAGGUAUGUUUGUUGUGGACCUGUGGUUUGCGAAGCGUUGUAGUUUAAAUAGGGACGCAAUUGUUGGCCGAACGUCAGAAUCAUUUCUGACCUCCAUCUUCACAUCUCAACCUCCUUCGUGUCAAUAUGCAAUCAAACACCGAUUCAUCAGCCAUCUCGGGCACCAUUACUCGUCUUCAGUCGCAUGUAGACAUGUACGAGGCCACAAACCCAAGCCAUGUCAACUAUCGUUACUGGCAACUCGUCCAAGAGAUGGCCAAGAUUGUGCAGUCCAUCGGUCCUCCCAGGGGAUCUUCAUCGCCUAUCGGGCGCCUGCCCGCCGAAAUCCUCGCUGAAAUUUUCCUCUACUGCAUCCCAGAAGACGCAAACUGGGCGCCCGCGCCAGAUCUAGCCCCCAUGCAGUUGACUGCAGUAUGUCGACGAUGGCGGGAGAUUGCUGUGAACAUGCCGAAUUUAUGGCGCAGGCUGCGAUUGGAAAUAGGGCACGGUGACUGGCAACAGAGAGCUUUCUGUUAUGAAUCCUACCUCGAGCGAUCACGGGGACGUCAACUGUCAUUGACUCUCGAGUGUGAUAACAAUAACUGGACAGAGCUACGAAGCCUGCUCCAGCCACACGUCGAUAAAAUUUCCUCACUGCAUGUUGGAUUAUUCUCCGAUGCCGGCUCCUUUCCACUGGUGCUGGCGGACUUCGGCGGACUCGAGGAGCUAGCUAUAUACACGGAUGGUUUUGGUCCUGCACCAGCUCUCGACAAUAUCGAGGACUCCAUUACGCAUUUGCCGCCCAACAUGCGCAGUCUCAGGUUAUUGGAUGUGUUGCUUGACUUUCGGACGUUGACUAGCCUCAAUUCUCCCUCAUGGGCCGGUCUCACAAAUCUUGAGGUUCUGGUAGUGGGACUAGUUAGAUUACCCCGCUUGCUUCGUCUUUGUCCCAAUCUUUCGUCGUUGACGAUGAUUGGAGUAUUCAUGGUGGCGAUCGAGACCUCAGAACAAUUGGCGCACACCAAACUUCAAUCCUUGCGCAUUUCCGGCAAUUUAUCUACGGACUCGGUCUUGUUCGGACUUCUUGGGCUAUUCGAAAACGUCACGCUCCCGAAUUUACGCAUCGUCGAAGUUAGCAAUAUAGGAGGAUGGGCUCACAAAGAAUUCAAGGCGUUCAUAGAACGGUCACAGUGCCCCCUAGAAAGCUUGAUCUUCGGCGGUGGAGCGAGGACGACGGCUCAGCAACGAGCAGAAUAUCUCACUCUUUUCCCAUCUCUCGAACUAGUGGUAGAUCCUAUGCGUUCCUUGUUUCUAGAAUAGACUGGGACAGUUUAUGUACAUAGUUGACGAAAUGAUGCUCACAUGAUUAUGAUAUACGAGUAGUCGACACAAUCGAGAUUACAUCUCAACUGUUCUUGGAGGGGGAAGUGGAUUAGAACACAGAAACUUGCAGCAAUAUCCUAUGCAGUCUUUGCACGACAUAUACAGGCAAAUGAUACUACAUCCUUCUUGGCUGAUAACUCAAAAGCGCAUACAUUAGCAUAAUAAUCUAUCUAGCUCAGUAUAUAUCUGGAUAAU